Messenger RNA from Entrophospora candida, 708 nucleotides. The record is from the annotation of a GenBank genome assembly. NCBI's taxonomy places the organism in Eukaryota, Fungi, Glomeromycota, Glomeromycetes, Entrophosporales, Entrophosporaceae.
AUGGCAUUUGGUGGUGCGAUCAUAGUUUAUUGGGUCUUAAAAUCAACGUUUAUGUUUAUUGUAAAUAUAAUAAUUGCUAUAGGAACUUAUAGAUUGUUAAGAAGGAUUCUGGAUGCAAUUUGGCCAAAUAAAACAACAAAAUAUAAAGUUGACAUAACCAGUGAAGCACCAUCUCAACUAUUUAGAAGUCGUAAUGCUCUUUCGCCAUGGGUAGAAUUCAAUAAAGUUUUGUUUGAUGAUCCUGUAUUUAGACAAACGGGAAAUUAUAAGAAUUCUCCACUUAAUCAAGUAUACUAUGAUUCUAUGGCAAUGGUUCAAAGAGGUUACGAAAAUAAUUAUAAAAAUUUAAAGACAUCAUUUGAUGGAUAUAUUACUAACUCAGGAGGAAUAACGUUCACAGCUUUGGAUUCUAUGUAUACAAGUUCUUUAAUUGGAAAAAAUUAUAAACAAGACAUGAUAAAUAUCAAAUACUGGGCUGCAAGUAAGGCUAAUAACGAUAAAGCACGUAUUCAAGUAACUGGAGCUGUUAAAGAUAAUAACACAAUAUUGGAAAAAAUUACUAUUUAUUGGCCAAAUACCAAUAAAGAAAUUUUAUUACAUUCGGAAGAUAUCAAUAAUAUUCCACCGUUCGAAAAAAGCAAUGAUCAAGAUGAAUCACCUCCAAUAAUUGAAGCUGUUAGUAAUUGUAUAAUGAAUGCUCAUAAAUAA